AGUAUCGAGCGCUUCAAAGCUCGACUGGUCGCUAAUCUCCUGCAUGGCAGUACCUGGAGUCUUGUUAAUCUUCUCUUCCUCAUAGUAGAUCCAUCACUGCCAUGUCGAACUGUCUCAAUCUCCCCUGGUGUUUUCCUCCGUUGCUUCUUUGGACGUCCAGGAACUUCACUGAAAGCUGGGGAAAGGACAAAUACCACAGAAGUAAGACCGGUCUUGAGAUCAUAAUUGCUUACAGCAGCGCUCCUGCGCGAGACUCUUUCGGUAAAACGUAAGAGCGAAGCCAACACCUGCCUUCCGCCA
Molecule: messenger RNA, 300 nt
Organism: Linum tenue
Lineage: Eukaryota; Viridiplantae; Streptophyta; Magnoliopsida; Malpighiales; Linaceae
Source: the annotation of a GenBank genome assembly